AUGCAAUGGAAUAAUGAGGGCCAACCAAUUGGAGAUAGUGGAGCAUUAUUGAAUAUGUUUUUAGGUAGUAUUUCAAGAAACUUCAAUGCUUUUCCUAUUAGCUAUUCUAGUUGGAGGAAGAUUCCUAAAGAUUAUAAAGAAGAUAUACUUAAAAACACUAUUCAGGUUAAGUUUGAUGUUCAUUCUGAUGUUCAUGUAAACCAUGUUCUCAAAUCACUUAACACAAAGUGGAGAGACUAUCGCCAAGAAUUGUGGCAACAAAGGAAUGAUGGUACACGUACUAGAGAAGAAUUGAUCGCAAUGGCUCCAAAAGGAAUAGAUAGAGAUCAAUCGGCUUCUUUUGACCAUGCCCUAAAAAAUAUAGAGAAUAGGGCAAAGCAAACCAUUGCUCAUACAGGUGGAUCUAAGAGCAUUGCAAGAAAAAAAAAUGAUGAAAUGGAAAAAGAGUGUGGCCAUAAGGUCAGUAGAGGAGAAGUAUGGAUAGCCACACACAAAUGUGUUAAUGAAACAUUUGUUAGUGAUGAAGCAAGGGAAAUCAAUGAAAAGAUUCAAGCGUAUGAAUCAAAAUUAUCAUCAUCCCAAUCAAAAGAUAUAUCAAUUAAUGAUUCCUUAGCUCAUGCUUUUGGAAGUCAAGAACAUUAUGGACGUGUUAGGGGUUUAGGUUUGGGACCUUGCCCAUCUAAAGUGUUUGGCUUCAAUGCUCAUUCGUGCAAUGGGACAUCUUCAAGCUUUCCUUCUUAUACACAAUUACAAAACCAGGUGUCUAAUCAAGGGAGUGUUCCUAAUGAAGAAACAAAUGAUUCAGAUCAAGAUCAAGAUCAAGAUUGA
Vigna unguiculata (cowpea) is the source of this 828-nucleotide messenger RNA. RefSeq lists its product as uncharacterized. Lineage: Eukaryota; Viridiplantae; Streptophyta; Magnoliopsida; Fabales; Fabaceae. The record is from RefSeq and is a predicted model, not a curated record.